AUGUCAACAACAAACCAAAUCAAUCUUUCGACCGAUCGUUUUGCAGUGAAUUUCAAUCCAAACACUCACAUUGCUGAGGUGAUUCUCAAUCGUCCAAAACGAAUGAAUACCAUGGACAAGGCCUUCUUUUCCGAAUUUCUUAAAAUCAUCCGAGCACUCGAUGAAAACAAGGAAGUGUUUGUCAUCCUGAUCAAGAGUACUCCCAUUGAUCAAUGUCCACAUUUCAGUGCAGGAUUAGAUUUAAAAAGUAUUACCAGUGAUUUAAUGCCUUCCGAUGAUUCUAGCACUGAACUCUCUCCAGCUGUCUCUAAUUUAAAACUUUCUGCCAUUAUUUAUGAAAUGCAACAAGCGUUCCGAGCAUUGGAAAAGACCAACAAACCUGUCAUUGCUGCUGUGAAUGGAAUGUGUAUUGGUGGUGCUAUUGAUUUGAUUACUGCAUGUGAUAUUCGAUAUUGUACCAAGGAUAGUAUGUUUUCGAUUAAGGAGACUCGUGUUGGAAUUACUGCUGAUUUGGGAACAUUGAAUCGAAUUCACAGAAUUGUUGGAAGAGGAUUUGCAAGAGAAAUGGCAUUCACUGGAGAUGACUUUGGAGCUGCAAGAGCUCAUCACUUUGGAUUGGUCAAUCAAGUGUUUGACACUCAAAAAGAAAUGUUCGAUGCUGCUCAAAAAUUGGCCCUCUCGAUUGCUUCCAAUUCUCCACUCGUUGUUCAAGCCACAAAACAUGUCAUGAAUUAUGCUGAAGAGCAUAGCAUUGAUGAUGGUUUGGAUUAUGUUCGAUUAUGGAAUUCUGCAUUCUUAAAGUCUGAAGAUUUGACAGAGGCUUUUAUGGCCUUCAUGGAGAAGAGAAAACCAAAAUUCCAAAACCGAUUGUGA
Naegleria fowleri is the source of this 873-nucleotide messenger RNA. RefSeq lists its product as uncharacterized. Gene Ontology annotation, molecular function: delta(3,5)-delta(2,4)-dienoyl-CoA isomerase activity. The transcript has 2 exons. Lineage: Eukaryota; Heterolobosea; Eutetramitea; Acrasida; Naegleriidae. The record is from RefSeq and is a predicted model, not a curated record. The coding region runs from base 1 to 873 and encodes 290 amino acids.